AUGCAGCCCAGCGGGCCGAGCCAGACGUCAGGCGGCUCUGGGCCGCCGCCGGGCCUGACGCCCCGCCUGUCCAGCGGCAUCUCUUUCAAAGCCGUGGGCGACUGGUUCCAGACGCUGGGCGACGACCUGGGCAGCGUGAUCGGCAUCCCGCGCGGCAAGAGCGUGCGGCGAUCGCCCACGCCCAGCGGGCCCUCCCAGCAUGACGCCGCCAUGGUGCCCCGCCUGCCCAGCACCUCCCUCCUGUCCAAGCAGCAGCAGAUUGUGGUGGGGAUGCUGAUGAAGUACGUCAACCUGGGUGCGGGCUACCGCCACCGCCUGUUUGUACUGCAAGACGGCGUGCUGCGGUAUUACAAGGUGUACGGCCCCACCGCCGUCAACGUGCACCAGCUGCUGGAUGUGCUGCGGCAGCAGGGCGAGCUGUACCCAAUCGGCGCCGAGGUCAGCCUGCUGGAGUCGCGGGAUGAGCGCAUGUCGGAGGGCGGUAGCGGUACCGCCGCCGCCGCCUACGUGCCGCCGUCGCCGCGCAGCGCGCGGGCGCGGGCGCGGCUGCCACCCCCGGCCGCCGAGAUCCACCUUCAGGUGGCAUCGCUGCGGGAGUCCAACGCCGACUACCGCAAGUUCUACGUGCACAGCGGCACCUCCACGCUCACGCUGCGGGCGGAGUCCAAGGAGGACCGAUGGGUGUGGAUGCAGGCGCUGCAGACCUGCAAGGGCUCCUGGGAGGGCAUGACGCCGGCGGAGGCGAGCGCCCUGAAGCGGGAUGCCGGGGCUAGCAUCGUGUCGCAGGACGAGCGCUUCAUGGCGCGUCUGCAGGAGGUGAAGCGCACGCUAGCGGCCAAGGGGGUGUCUCGGGAGGUGUCACAAUACAUGGAGGACCUUCUGGAGCACCAGCAGUACCACGAGGUACUGGUGGCGGAGGAGAACAAGCGCAAGGCGCUGCUGGACAUUGUUUAUGGGCUGGAGAACGAGAAGCGGCAGCUGGAGACGGCGCUGGUGGUGGAGGGCACGCAGGCGGCGGCCAUGAAGCACCGCCUGACCUCGGGCGCCGCCUCUGACAGCGAGGAGCAGCUGACUGAGUAUGAGCGGCAGGAGUCUGGCGUGGUGGGCAGCCCCGGCAACGGCGAGGAGGAGGAGGAGCAGGAGAGCAUGUCGUCAGACGCCGAGGAUAGCACCUGCUGCACAUACGCCGCGGCCGGCCGGCGCUUUUUGCCCUUGUUCCUGCGGGACGCUUGGCUGGACGCUUGGCUGCUCGGCGGGCGGGCAGGCUGA
Chlorella variabilis is the source of this 1269-nucleotide messenger RNA. RefSeq lists its product as hypothetical. Bases 1 to 1269 code for a protein of 422 amino acids. The record is from RefSeq and is a predicted model, not a curated record. The transcript is spliced from 10 exons. NCBI's taxonomy places the organism in Eukaryota, Viridiplantae, Chlorophyta, Trebouxiophyceae, Chlorellales, Chlorellaceae.